Vanrija pseudolonga is the source of this 375-nucleotide messenger RNA. RefSeq lists its product as uncharacterized. The record is from RefSeq and is a predicted model, not a curated record. NCBI's taxonomy places the organism in Eukaryota, Fungi, Basidiomycota, Tremellomycetes, Trichosporonales, Trichosporonaceae. The coding region runs from base 1 to 375 and encodes 124 amino acids. Gene Ontology annotation, biological process: regulation of DNA-templated transcription. The transcript is spliced from 2 exons. Gene Ontology annotation, molecular function: DNA-binding transcription factor activity.
AUGUACAACCACGCUGCAGCAGGCGGGCCCAACAACUGGCCCCCUCCUGGCGGCCCGUCGGCACACUCACCCCGCGGGCUGCCGGGCGGCGGCACCGCGUCCGCCGAGCUCAACCAACGUAUCGCACUAGCUCACGGAACCCACCCCUACCACCACCCCGUGCAUGCACCUGGCAGUGCGCCGGCCGCGCCGCCAUCCACGCCCGCGGCGCGCUUCCGUGCAAAGAAGAAACAGCACGUCGAGACGGUCGAGCGCAGCAUCCGUGACCUCGAGCAACAGCACCGCGAGCUAGAAAUCGAAGUAAACGACCUGCGCAAGGAGAACGGCCUGCUCAAGGAAAUGGUGCAGCUCAAGUACGGCGCCAGGCAGCCAUAG